AAUUUGUUGUUCUUAGGUUUCAUUCACUUUUAUUACAUGGCGUCAUCAGAAGAUGAGUAUGCUGCAUUUGAACAGAAAGUUAGUAGGACAGUGUACUUGGACAACCUGUCACCACAGGUCACUGAAUCUGUGAUUAGAACUGCUUUUGACCAGUUUGCAACUGUUAAAAGUGUUAAGUUCAUUCCCAACUUCAUUGGACCAAAUAAUCUGCCACAGUGUGCAUUAGUAGAAUUGGAUUCUGCAAAGAAGGUCAAGGAAGUUAUAUCAAUGAUGGGUCAUUAUCCUUUCAUGAUGUCUGGGAUGCCACGCCCUGUAAGGGCUCGUCCCGCUGUAAUGGAAAUGUUUGAUGAUCGGCCAGCAAAACCUAACAGAAAGAUUGAGUGCUGUUGGCUAGAUCCUAAUGACCCUGAUUUUGAGGUGGCAAAGGAAAUGAAGAAACUUACUCGCAAACAUGAUGCUGAAAUAGCAUUCAUGCACAAACUGCAAUUAGAAGAAGAAAAGAAGCUUGCAAAGCAGCAGGAAGGCACACUUAAACUGCAUUACCAAAAGUUGAAGAUGAUAGAGGGUAUUAUGGCUGAUAGAACUGCUCAUCGUUUGGCACGCGAGUAUAAUCUGUCUGCUGCAGAUAAUUGA
Molecule: messenger RNA, 633 nt
Organism: Gastrolobium bilobum
Lineage: Eukaryota; Viridiplantae; Streptophyta; Magnoliopsida; Fabales; Fabaceae
Product: ASI1-immunoprecipitated protein 1-like
Exons: 2
Coding region: 37-633 (198 amino acids)
Molecular function (GO): RNA binding
Source: RefSeq, a predicted model, not a curated record